Messenger RNA from Macrosiphum euphorbiae (potato aphid), 399 nucleotides. Lineage: Eukaryota; Metazoa; Arthropoda; Insecta; Hemiptera; Aphididae. The record is from the annotation of a GenBank genome assembly.
AUGUGUGUUUGUGUUUCAGGUUUUCCGGCGGCUGCGUACGCGGCUUACGCCUCUAGCCGAGGUUUUUCGGGUUACCCUAGUUUCGGACUCUCGUAUCCAGCAGUGAUGAGCAAUUACCACCAUCAGGCAGCCGCGGUCGCCGCACAAGGUUUCGGGCCACCAGCGUCGCCGCACACCGGCGGCCCCGGCAACCCGCGGGCCGCCGCGUUCCCGCCGGCCACGUCGCCCGGCCCCGGCGCCCCGUCCACCAUGGACAUGUACAGCUCGAACCCGGCCGAUUACGUACAAGCAGCGUCACCGCAACCGUCCGCGUUCCCCGCGAUCGCCGUCUCACGUGCGCCCAUUAAUUACAAUCCUGGGCCUUUGAUUCCGGCCGCUUUUACCAAUGGGUACCACUGA